Colletotrichum gloeosporioides is the source of this 2022-nucleotide messenger RNA. Its product is annotated as Transcriptional activator protein DAL81. The record is from RefSeq and is a predicted model, not a curated record. Bases 1 to 2022 code for a protein of 673 amino acids. The transcript is spliced from 3 exons. Gene Ontology annotation, molecular function: zinc ion binding; DNA binding; DNA-binding transcription factor activity, RNA polymerase II-specific. Gene Ontology annotation, cellular component: nucleus. Gene Ontology annotation, biological process: DNA-templated transcription. Lineage: Eukaryota; Fungi; Ascomycota; Sordariomycetes; Glomerellales; Glomerellaceae.
AUGGACGCAACACCAGCGCCCUACGGCACCACCACACGAACUCCCACCCCCGCCUCCGCCUCCGCCGGCCCGGUCCCAACGACCAUGCCGGCGCCCGCGCCGACGCCCCCUUCACAUGAAGCUCACCCUUCAUCAUCAUCAUCAUCGGCGGCGGCGGCGGCAGCAGCGGUAGCAGCAGCAGUGGCGUCGUCGGCAACAGGGGCACAAAGCCGCCCCUGCGACAUAUGCCGCCAACGCAAGACACGCUGUGUCCGCGAAGAGGGCCGCGACAAGUGUGUCAUGUGUUCAUUCCAUGGCCAGCCCUGCACAUAUCUCCGCGGCCCGCUCCCGCGCAAGCGUCGGAAGGCCACAGAUCCCCCGGAGGUGCGGCCCCAGACCAAUGGGUCCGGCAGUGCGGCCGCUGCUGGUCCUCCACCAGCUCCCAUGCCGCUAGAUCCCCAGGAAGAGAUAACACACCCUUCCCCGGAACUGCUCGAGGCGCUCUCUCCAUCACUAGCCGGCUCCGAGAACAUUGCCCACUUCAGCCCUCAACCCUCCCUCUUAGACGGCACUCUCGGCCUACACCUCAAAACAAACUCCGAAUACGUCGGCAACACAUCCUACCGUGAACCCUCCCUCCUAGACCUCCACCGGCCCUCGGACCCUUCCGUUCGCUCCGUCCGCCGGCUCGACGACUCUACGGUCUUCCUCAUCCACCGCGACCGCGAGACCUCCUCGGAGCCACAACGAAUAGCCGACCUCGACGCCAUCGAGAAGCUCGUCCACCCCCUCGGCUCGACACUCGUCAACCUCUACUUCCGCAUUGUCCACCCCAGCUUCCCCGUCCUCCACAAAAAGGUGUUUCUCGAAAAGUACGCCCGCUCCUAUCACGAGUUCUCCCCGCCCCUCCUCGCCGCCGUCUACCUCAUCGCCCUCGACUGGUCCCUUUACGACCGCACUCUCGCCACCUCCUCAUGGCAGCCCGACCAGGCCGCCCUCGAGGCCCUCGCCCUCCGCACAAUGAGCGAUGACAUGAAGCGCCCAAAGAUCUCAACCCUCCAGGCCGGCCUCCUCAUCCAGCAGCGCUUCCGGAAUAACACCUGGACCUUCACCGCCCAGCUCAUCGCCCUCGCCCAGGGCCUCGGCCUCCACGUCGACUGCAGUGACUGGGCCAUCCCCGAGUGGGAGAAGGGGCUGCGGCGCAGGCUGGCGUGGGCUCUCUUCAUGCAGGACAAAUGGGGUGCCCUCGUCCACGGCCGCCCCUCUCACAUCCGCCUAGACGAAGACUGGGACGUGCGGCCGUGUCGUGUCGAGGACUUUCCUGAGACUGCCGCGGAUGAAGACUACGACCCCGAGGGCAGCGCCGAAGUUGUCGUCGGACGGGAGCUCUUCCUCCGCCAGAUCGAGCUAUCCCUCAUCCUGAGCGACGUGCUGGCCACCUUCUACACGGCCAAAGCCACCCGCCGCGGGGGCACCCUCGACCAGAUCGGCACCGUUGGCGUCGCAGAGCUAGCAAAGCCGAUAGUAAUGAUGUUGCGGGAAUGGUACGCCAAACUCCCAGAAGCCCUGCAACUCCAAGAGACCCGUCUCAAGAAGCUCUCCGCAAACGGCUCCCUCCACCUCUCCUACAUCUCAAUAGACCUCGCCCUCCACCGCUCGCUCGUCCGCAACAUCUCCUCCAACGCGCCCCCAGAGCUGCGCGCCGCCAUCCGCACCGGCGCCCGCGCCCGCCUCGCCGCCGCCUCCAACAUCAUCUCCAACCUGCAGAUGGAGCACAUCCAGUCCUUCUGGGGCUUCGCCGCCUCCGCCCAGCUCGCCGGCAUCGGCUCCUUCGCCGGCCUGCUCUGGGCCACCUCCGACGACGACGCCGAGGCCAUGUACUACGCCGACCGCGUCGAGGAGUACCUCUGGAGCCUGCGCGUGCGCGCCCAGGCCGCGCCCUUUGCGAGGGAGGCGCUGCGCAUGCUCGAGGCUGACGUCGGCGGCCUCGGCGCCGUGAGGGCCGCCGCGACGACGGGGCUGCACGGGGAGAUGAAGAUGUGA